Pocillopora meandrina is the source of this 2817-nucleotide messenger RNA. The record is from the annotation of a GenBank genome assembly. NCBI's taxonomy places the organism in Eukaryota, Metazoa, Cnidaria, Anthozoa, Scleractinia, Pocilloporidae.
AUGGCUGACCUACUUCUGUCUGGCUUUGUCACGUUUGGUGCUAUCACUGUUCUGUCCACACUUUUUUUCGUGCUUUUUCUGUACUGGUAUGGCACCUGUGGAUUUUCUGUCCUCAAGUAUAUGAAUGUUCCUGGUCCUGCACCAAAACCAUUUGUAGGAAACAUUCCAGAUCUGAAAAAGUACCGUGGAAUACAUUUAAUGAUGCUGGAUUAUCUUAAAACCUAUGGAAAGGUGUUCGCUGUUUCUUUGGGUAGGAAACCUUCCCUCGUCGUUGCAGACCCUGAAGUACUAAAACAGAUCCUUGUGAAGGAUUUUUCCAAUUUUCGAAAUCAUCACAUUCCUGGGAAACAACCGGCUCGAUUUAGUAGAAGCAUAUUUGCUGCACGUGACGAAUAUUGGAAAAAAAUCCGCAACAUGUUGACGCCUACGUUCAGUGCGGGAAAAAUGAAGCUGAUGGUGCCACUGAUCGAGAAGUCAUGCGACGUGCUAAUGGAGAAACUUGAAAGAAUUGCUGCUACUGGUGAGAGAUCACUGAUUGUACUUUAGCUUUUAAGAAACAUCCAAGCUUCUAGUAGGUUAGAAGGAUAUCUGGUGGAUAAUUAUUUGCGUCGGCCAAAUUUUCUCGAAACCACUAAUUUAUUGACAAAGAGUGGAGAAUAUGCACCCAAAGACCCCUCCUUCCCCAUCUCCUUUUAUGCUACUCCUUAGAUUGGACCAAGAUGCUUAGUGGACUCUGUAAUCUGUAACCUCUGUUUGGGCCGGACACACGAUGGCCCAACACUUAGUAUGUCAGAUUCCGGAUCGGUCCCAGUGCAUCCAAAACCGGGAAUUCUGUGCAAUGAAACGUGGUUUGAUGUUACUCUGGUUUAAAGAUUUCAUGAAUGUAACCGAGAAGUUACAAUUUAUUAACCCAAUGUUGCAACACUGCGUUCAUCAGGGGUGUGAUGAGGGCACUAGACAGGAGUGUUGAAACGUUGGGUCCAUGAAUUGUAACUACUCAGUUACAUUCAUUAAAUCUUUACAUCAGUAUAGCCUCAAACCAUGUCUGAUUGUCCCCUGAUUGCCUUGUGAACUAUUAUAUAUCUCCAUAAUGAAGUUUAUUUACCUAGGAGUAUAAAUGAAAGCAAACUACAAAUUUACACUUGCAAAUUGUCAAGACGGAUACCUGAAAGGGUUUUCGCUGGAUCAGUUGAUUUCUAACAAAUAUGACCGGCAACAUCUCGGAGCAGCAGAUUGACCGUAAAACGGGGAUGAGGCUCCGAAACUGAUGUUUUAAGGGGCAAAGUAAAGAAAACGAGUGAACCCCCUUACGAGAAUCAGAAUUACUCUUUCUACUUUUUACUCUUUUGAAAACAGAGUGCAGUUGAAAGAUGAAAUGUUAUGAUUUCAAAACCAUAGUAAUUACAACAACCAAUCAGAACAAAGAAAUAUCACAAAGAACCAAUGAGAACCCAAAAUAAAAAUAAGUAAGCUGCCUAAAGCGCGGGAAAACGCAAGUGACCCAGUCGCGUUUGAUAUUUUGUUAAGAAUCUUAUUAGUUAAAAGGAUGGCAUGAAUUUUCUGGGCCAAUCACAUAGCGAAUAAAGUUAACAGCAAAGUAAUCCUGGAUUAUCUUCCACACUCGAUAAGAAAUUGCUUUAAUUCACAGCCUAGUACCUUGGCGUGCUCUCUGAGGCUAAGUCGGAAUCGCGUACCCCGCGAAAUUUGACGUUCUAAGGUUCGAAACCUAACGGAGGACUCUGACCUACGCUCCCGACCAAUAGAACAUAUCUUUUUAUUCGACGACAACGAGCUCAUAGUUUAAAUCUCUCUUAUUUUUUAUAAUGAUAUGGUCUUCACUUCAGGUGACAGUGUGGAUGUGUCCACUGGUUUAGCAAGCUUACUCUCGAGCUCAUCCUGUCCACCGCGUUUGGCGUGGAUGCGGCGAUCCAAACAGACCCAAACAGCGAGAUUUUGCGCAAAGCGCGAGAGAUUUUUGGCGCCCCCUCAUCCUUACGUGUUCUUCAUCGCCUUCCAUUUGGAAGUUACCUACUUCGUUUCAUAAAUCACUUAAAAGGAGUAAAAGGUGAAUACUUUGAGGACCUGGCAAAGGACAUUAUAAAGAGGCGCCUUGAAGUGGGAACAAACGGAAGAGUUGACCUUUUACAGUUGAUGUUGACCGCCAACGAGGCAGCUGACGAGGCCAGUAAACUUUCUGAGGACGAACUUGUUGCUCAGUCGGUUUUCUUUUUGUUAGUCGGCUACAAAAACACAAGCAACUCCAUGGCCUUUAUCACUUACUUCCUGGCAACGAAUCCUCAAGUCCAAAAUGAGUUAAGAAAAGAAAUUCGAGAGGCACAAAAGUCAAAUCCAAAGGCGUCAAUCUUCGAUAUCGCCCAAGACAUCGAUUACCUUGAUUGCGUCGUGAACGAAUCUCUCCGACUAUGCCCGCCUAUAUUUCAAAUGAAUCGCUCCUGCCAUGAAGAUCAUGACAUUGAAGGUAUUCACAUCCCAGCAGGAAUGGAAGUGAUAAUUCCAACGUUCGCAAUUCAUCAUGAUCCCGAAGCUUGGCCGAAUCCCGAAAAGUUUAAUCCGGACAGAUUCCGAGAGAAAAACGAAGGCACUCGUCACUCGUACCAGUUUUUGCCUUUUGGAGCAGGUCCUCGAAACUGCAUCGCGAUGAGGUUCGCCUUGAUGGAAAUAAAGAUCGCAUUAGCGAAAGUAUUGAUGAAAUACAAGUUCGUUCAGUCACCAGAAACACAAGUUCCACUGGCCUUACAUACAGGGGUUAUGCUAUCGCCAAGAAAUGGCAUCUUUCUCAGAGUGGAAAAUGCGUAA